This is a messenger RNA of Odocoileus virginianus texanus, 3079 nucleotides long. RefSeq names its product POC1 centriolar protein B (gene POC1B). Lineage: Eukaryota; Metazoa; Chordata; Mammalia; Artiodactyla; Cervidae. Gene Ontology annotation, biological process: cilium assembly. Gene Ontology annotation, molecular function: protein binding. The record is from RefSeq and is a predicted model, not a curated record. Gene Ontology annotation, cellular component: ciliary basal body; centriole.
CUCGGAGCUCGGCUGGCCACGCCUGAAGCGCGGGGUUGGACUGGGGCGCCGUUGUUGUAGUGACCGGGAGGCGCUGCCGCUCCGGGCGGACGGUUCCGGGCACCGCACGGUCCCCCUUCCUACCCCGACCCCUCCCUCCCCCCGGUUCCCACUGCGGGCAGGAGCCGGGAGCUGAGCGCUCCCCCAUGGCCUCCUCCCCGGAGGACCCGGUUCUGGAGCGUUACUUUAAGGGCCACAAAGCUGCGAUCACCUCCGUGGACUUUAGCCCCAACGGCAAACAACUUGCUACCGGUUCUUGGGAUACAUUUCUCAUGCUGUGGAGUUUCAGGCCACAAGCUAGAGCUUUCAGAUACGUGGGUCACAAGGACGUUGUCACCAGCGUGCAGUUUUCUCCACUUGGAAACUUACUGGCAUCAGCUUCACGAGACAGGACCAUUAGACUCUGGAUCCCUGAUAAGAGAGGGAAAUCCUCUGAAUUUAAAGCUCACACAGCCCCAGUUCGAAGCGUGGACUUUUCAGCUGAUGGCCAGUUUCUUGCUACAGCUUCUGAAGACAAAUCUAUCAAAGUAUGGAACAUGUAUCGCCAGCGCUUCUUAUAUUCCUUGUACCGACACACACACUGGGUUCGCUGUGCCAAGUUUUCACCUGAUGGCAGGCUAAUUGUAUCAUGCAGUGAGGAUAAAACUAUUAAAAUCUGGGAUACCACAAAUAAGCAGUGUGUCAACAACUUCUCAGAUUUCGUAGGGUUUGCAAAUUUUGUGGCUUUUAACCCUAAUGGUACAUGCAUAGCUUCAGCAGGUUCUGACCAUACUGUGAAAAUCUGGGAUAUAAGAGUGAACAAGUUACUCCAGCAUUAUCAAGUUCACAGCGGUGGAGUUAAUUGUCUGUCGUUCCAUCCUUCGGGUAACUAUCUCAUCACUGCUUCUUCAGAUGGUACGCUGAAGAUCCUGGACCUCUUAGAAGGAAGGCUUAUAUACACACUUCAAGGACAUACGGGGCCUGUCUUCACUGUUUCAUUUUCAAAAGGUGGAGAGCUGUUUACAUCAGGAGGUGCAGAUGCACAGGUCUUAUUAUGGAGGACUAACUUUGAUGAACUGAAUUAUAAAGAUAUUAGUAAAAGAAACCUCAAAAGACUGCACUUUGAUUCACCGCCACAUCUUCUUGAUAUCUACCCAAGGACACCACAUCCGCAUGAGGGAAGAAUUGAAACUGUUGAAAUUAAUCCAAAGCUUGAUGUAAUCGAUUUGCAGACCUCUACUCCCCCUGUUGUGGACAUCCUUUCUUUUGAUUCUACCACAACAACAGAAACCACUGUUAGAACUCUACCAGACAAGGGUGAAGAGAUCUGCAGAUAUUUCUUGAAUCCUUCUUUAAUGUCAUCAGAAUGUUCACCUACAAUCUUGAAAAAGAAAACAGAAGACAUAAGCGACCUCCCUUCUGAGAAUCAAAGAAGCAUACCGCUUGCUGUAACCGACGCGUUAGAGCAUAUUAUGGAACAGCUCAAUGUUUUGACACAGACUGUUUCAAUUUUGGAGCAGCGACUGACUUUGACAGAGGAUAAGCUGAAAGACUGCCUUGAAAAUCAGCAAAAGCUUUUCAAUAUGAUCCAACAGAAAAUUUGAACAGAAAAAUAUGAGCAGAAGCAUGAGAAAUAAACACAUGUACAUAUACUCAGGAAGGUAGUACCAGAUGCUUCAUGCAAUGCAACCAUGUGCUAAUUGUCAUGGCAUUUCUUAAAAGGGUGAGCAAAAGAACAAAAGGCAGAAAAGGCAUAAUUAAGGACCAGUUUAAACAUACCAAUCAAUGUCUAGGACUAAUUCAAAUCAUCACUAUUUAUGGUUCCAGUAAUAAAGUGAUAAGCAUUCAAGUGGCUCUAUAUCCACCCCCCCCCCCAUAUUAUUUUUAAAUGUCAGUUUUCGUUAAUAGCUCAAGUCUUGCCAGGAAAAUAACCAAAUCUUUGGAUUUCAUUGUUAUUUCAAAUUGACCGUAUUCGGGCAAUUCCUUCAACAAUUAGUGUACUUCUUUAGUGAACAGUACCCAUAGGGUGAAACAAUUCACUUACCUCUAAAAUGGCAUUUUAUGUGCAGAGAAUGAAUUAAUGAUCUGACUUGUAUUUCUCAGUUAAAAAAAUUUACUCUUUCUUACCUAUGCCAUUUGAUGAAAAGAUGAUCUCACAAACUCUCAAACCACAGAAUUUCCACAGCAAGAAUACACUUAUUUUAAUUAGCAACAGCACAUACAGGACAUAUGGCAGGGAUUUUGAUUUAAUUUAUGGCAUACAUUGCUUAUUCUUUGUCCAACCUGGAAGAAAAUGAAGAGUUAGAAAUAUGUGAAGUACACGUAUCUUCUUCUGUAGAUGAAGGCACUGAAUGUUUUCAGUUAUAUCCAAACUUGUGAUAUCAGUUUAUGAGGAUUAAAUUAGUGCAGAAUCCUCAAAACCCAGAACCAUGCAACAGCAGCACUUAAAAAUAUACACACAUGUGUGUUCACAUGCUUCAUGUUUAGGGUGAUUUUGGUACCUGGAUAUAAGGACUUUAAAAGAAUAUUUAUUUGCAUCAUUGUCUACCUCCUUCUUUUAAUUGUGAUUUGAAACAAAAUGAAAAUGAGUAAAACAUUCUAAAUGAUCUUGGUUAUAAUUUAAGGAUUUUAUCUUAAACAAAAUAGGAGAUUAAAUUGGAAAAAAAAAUGAAUUUAGCUUGCAUUUCUGUUAACCUAUAUCAAAACCAGAAGGUGGGAGAAGACAGUCCACAUUUAUGAUGCCUGCAGGCAUACCAUGGGGAAAAUACUAUGUUUUGGAAAAGAAAAAUGUCCUAUUUCCGUACGGGUCUAUAUUGAGAAAUUUCUCAAAGUGAUUUCAGUUGUAUUUAUAAGGUGGUUUUGUUUUAUCAUCUCGUGUAUUUUAAGUGCCUUUUUAUACAAUACUAAGUAGGAACUUCUAGACCAUUUCAAGAGUUUGUAAGACUAAGUGGCAUUGUAUUUUUUAUAACCUCAUUGAGAAGACUAAGAAAUGAAAUGUCAUACCAAUUUUUGUUUACUUUUUUAUUCUUCAAACAAUAAAGACAUUUUGCCUUUAAAAAAA